This is a messenger RNA of Laccaria bicolor S238N-H82, 345 nucleotides long. RefSeq lists its product as uncharacterized. Bases 1 to 345 code for a protein of 114 amino acids. The transcript is spliced from 2 exons. NCBI's taxonomy places the organism in Eukaryota, Fungi, Basidiomycota, Agaricomycetes, Agaricales, Hydnangiaceae. Gene Ontology annotation, molecular function: catalytic activity. The record is from RefSeq and is a predicted model, not a curated record.
AUGACAGCAGGCCCAAUUGUGUACUGCAACUCGGUGGGGGUGAGGUCGCCCAACCUGUCUGACAACGGAUCAGGGACUUCAGGCCCAAUGUACACUGACACCGCCGGUGGGCUGGUGAACAGCUCCGAGCUCAUCCAGUUCAGUGGCCAUCAGCAUUUCCGUCUCCACUUGGUACUUUCUAUACUCAGUGGAAAGGCUGUGCAGAUAGACAAGAUUCGUUCUGACGAUAAGGAUCCCAGUUUGCAAGGUUUUAAAAGACAGAAACUUUGUGCACCAGAGCCAACACUUUUGCAGACUUUGGAAUCAGCCUUAUGUCUCCUAGUGUUUGGAAGUCCGGUCUCAUGA